UUACUGUAGACUAUAUAUGUUUGUGCCUUAGUGGGUACAGCUCACUAGUCUAUAUUGCCUUGUAUCUCCCCAU
This is a messenger RNA of Closterium sp. NIES-67, 73 nucleotides long. Lineage: Eukaryota; Viridiplantae; Streptophyta; Zygnematophyceae; Desmidiales; Closteriaceae. The record is from the annotation of a GenBank genome assembly.